GGACGCUGCCGCUCGCCCGGGUACUCGUUUGCACACACUCUGCUCACGGACCAUGUCGCCUUCACUCGGCCGUCUCGCGGCCCUCGCUGCAGCCCUCAGCGCCGUGCCCGCCGCACUCGCCGCCCCGGCCACUGUGGCCGCGGCCGCGGCGGCAGACCCAUGCUUGAAGAUCGCGGGCAAGACGUUCGUGCCGCCCGCGGACGCGCUCGCGUGCAUGAAGUCGUUCCCGUUCAACGAGACGCUGCGGCAGAACGUGCUCGACGUGGUCUCGCGUGUGUUCGAUUUCUACACGUUCGAGGACUACUACCUCAAGUCGCCCGCGCCGUUCCAGGACUCGACGACGAACAUCCGCGCGCAGCUCGCGAGGAUCAACCAGACGCACUACGCGACGGACUUUGACUUCAACAAGGAUCUGUAUGACUUCACCACCCAGCUCAACGAUGGGCACACCCGCUGGUUCCCCGACUGCGCCACGUCCUUCCAGAACAUCCUCCCCGCGCCGAUCGUGACGCUCGAGGAGAACGGGCAGCAGAGCGUGUUCGUCGCGCCGGACUCCGUCGCGUUCAUCAACCAGCUCGGCACCGAGUUCACCUCCUUCUUCGACUCCAUCAAGUUCGACUGGCAGCGCCUCGCGGGCGCCCGUGUGCUCGCGAUCGAGGGCGUCGACCCGUACGCGUACGCGGUCAAGAUCGCGGAGACGCAGUCCGGCAACUACCUCGACCUUGGGGUGCGCGUGAACAGCGCGUUCAGCAGCUACCGUAUCUCGGGCACGACGUUCUCGCAGCGCCUCGGCGAUAUCUCGGGCCCGCAGUUCCCGACGCAGAACACGCUCACGCUGAAGCUCAUCCCGGUCAACUCGACGCGCGCGGAGACGGUGAAGGUCCCGUUCCUCACGAACUACCUCGGGGCGCCGUUCACGGACGGCGCGGACUUCUGGGCGGUGAACUGCGCUGCGAAGCCGGACACGAACGGCGUCGACAACAAAGACUCCGCGGUGCUCGCGAAUCUGUCGAAGAGACGGACGACCAGGAAGCUCGCAAGGGCCGCGAUCGUGGACGUCUCCGCAAAGACCGCGAUCGGGCUUCCCUCCGAGUUCCAGCCCACGCUUCCCGCGGUUAACGGCAGCGAGGGCGUGAUCAAGUCCUUCAUCCUCCCGGACAAGAAGACUGGUGUGAUGUUCGUGGGCUCAUUCGAGCCUGAUGACUUCGACCAGUUCCAGACGGACGUGCAGGCCACCGUGACACAGUUCCAGGAAGCGGGCGUGAGCCAGCUUCUCGUUGACCUCACUAACAACGGUGGUGGCUUCGUCUGCCUUGGCCAGUUCCUGCACGCCUUCCUCACAGGCACCAAGAGCCUCGGCAGCUUCCAGAACCCCGGCUUCCAGUCGACGAACCGCGCGAACCCACUCGCGCAGAAGAUCCUCGCGUCAGACAUCGCGCUCGGCCUGGACUCGAACGUCGCGUUCUACGCCGGGGACAACUGGGCGUUCCUGAACAACACGCAGCGGAGCUCGUCGGACAACUAUAUGUCCCCGCCGUCGAGCCGGGUCAUCAACGGGCAGACGUUCGUCGAGUCGCAGCGCUUCCUUGAUGUGUGUCCGUUCAGCGUGGACCUCCCUGAGGACCCUCCGUUCGACCCGAGCAAAAUCGCCAUCGUCGGCAACGGCAAUUGCGCGUCGACGUGCGCGAUGUUCAGCACGCUCAUGAACGAGCGCCACAACACGAAGAUCGCGCUCUUCGGCGGCAAGCCCGGGCUCGCGACCCAGUUCAAGGGUAUGGCCGGCAACCAGGUGCUGGAGUGGUUUGACAUCGACUCGGAGAUCAAGACAGCGAACCUGAAGGACGACCCCUUGGCGCCCCCGGAUUUGCUCGUCUCUGGUGACUUCCGUCACAACUGGCGUAUUGCCUACAGCUUCCUCGACGAGACGCUGCCCAUUGAGUACCGCUCAGAGUUGCCCCACUUCCGCUUCGCGUACACGGCCGACACGUACAACAAUCCUCAAAACCUCUGGACCUUCGCGGCGAAGCAGCUCCUUGGGUAAUGUAGAGUGGAUGACCAGAGGAAGUCAGGAGAGGCACGAAGGUGAUGCAGGAUGCAUGUUGAUGAGCUGGGAUGUAUUACAUGAUGCAUGUAUAAGACCAACGAGUGUUGUAGCGGC
This is a messenger RNA of Trametes versicolor FP-101664 SS1, 2158 nucleotides long. RefSeq lists its product as uncharacterized. The record is from RefSeq and is a predicted model, not a curated record. The coding region runs from base 53 to 2041 and encodes 662 amino acids. Lineage: Eukaryota; Fungi; Basidiomycota; Agaricomycetes; Polyporales; Polyporaceae. The transcript has 18 exons.